Molecule: messenger RNA, 126 nt
Organism: Dentiscutata erythropus
Lineage: Eukaryota; Fungi; Glomeromycota; Glomeromycetes; Diversisporales; Gigasporaceae
Source: the annotation of a GenBank genome assembly
AUGGCUUUAAGACUAGGUCAUGUCAAUAUGACCAAUAUUAUAGAUCAAAAGCUUGACAUUACUUCUGAAACUGUAUCAGAUUUAGAAAAAGCAUUAGGAAUAGCAACAUGGAAUGCACGAAAUGAA